AUGGUACGAGAAGUGCAAAAACGCAUGAUCGCACCGGCUCGCGUGGUGCUUUCCAGCCUGGCUAGUUAUGCGUUUUUGCCUUUCGUUGUUGUGGAAGAACUCAAGGGAUUUGAUGAAGUGGAAAUCCAGAAAAGGGUGAAUGAAUAUCGAAAAUUACUGCAAAGUCAGGUGGAGUCUGGUGAGUUGAACAUAGAUGCUGAGCUGAGCACUCGGGACACGCACGUUUGGGCAAAAGCCGCAAUUCAGAAUCGAAACCGAAUGCGCGCCGCGUUUGGCAUUAAAGACGAUUUCAUCGAUGGGACAUCUUUUGAAAAGUUAGUCUCAUUUUUAUGCGUUUCGUGCUGUGUAAUAGCAGUACAAAACGCAUAUUGUCACGGGGUUGUCUGUGUGUGUGUGUGUGUCUGCAGCCAAAGUAACUUCUCCGCAACUUUUAACUCGUGA
Messenger RNA from Gongylonema pulchrum, 441 nucleotides. The record is from the annotation of a GenBank genome assembly. NCBI's taxonomy places the organism in Eukaryota, Metazoa, Nematoda, Chromadorea, Rhabditida, Gongylonematidae.